UGUAGCUGAAAGGAUCCGCAACAAUCAGUAUCAAACAUUGCAAGCUCAUGUAAGAUUUGUUAAUGUUUUGAACUUUUAUAAUUAAACUUAUAAUUGAACUAAUGUGGAACGAAGGCAACAACAAGGCCAAUAAUCAUCCUCAUAUUUUGGACUAAAGUGUCGUGUGGCUUAAAGAUGAGAGCCAUGUGUAAUCAUCGUCAUUAAAUAAAACGAGAAGCCCACGAUAACUUAACCUAACAUGACGAUCAAUCCAUGGAAUUUCACGUAUAUGUAUACGAUAAUUAUUGAAGAUUUAAAAAUCUGUAAAUGUAAUUUAAAUCUGUAAAGUUGUUUACAAUUACACAAUGAAUACGACACCUCCCAUUAAACCCCCGCGAGGAAUCAAGCCAACGAAAGAAACGAGCGGUUUGUUGAUCUCGGUAAUUCGUGCUCUGUCAGCAAGUGAGACAAACGAGCAGCGCGAUACGGAGAAGGCUAAAUUGGAAAAAGAGUACAAACGAAGUGAUCAACGACUGGAAGAAUUAGUCUCGUCGCACGAUCAGGAUCUUAUGGAAGUUAUGCAAAUAUUCAGUGCACUAUCCGAGAAGGUUACAUCAUCGCGGGAAAAGAUUCAUGCGGUCAAAGAGAAUCUGAACGCCUGUAAGCAAUUGCUAAGGUGUAAACGAGAAGAAUUGUUAAACUUGUGGUUAGAAGGAAUCGAGCACAAGCAAGUUUUACAUCUCUUAAAGGAUGUAUCGGCAGACUCAUGUGGACGCAUACCUUUAACAGAGCCGGAAUCGUUAAUAUUAUCUAACGUAGCACAUGAACCUACAGUAGAAUAAUAAAAAUUCUAUAUAUAUCUUAUGGAUAACCUAUAUUAUAUAUCUUAUAGAUAAUAAUUAAAAAGUUAUUAACCUGAUUUAUGAUUUUAUACAUUAUUACUUUUUAAAGAAUAUAACAGAAAUGAGAAACAUUUUUGUUAAAAAAUUGUCAUCGCUUUUGAGAUGUUAAAAUGAAAGAGUAAAUGUGUUGUUUAGUAUAUCAAUAUAAAACAUUUAUUGAUAUAAUUUGCGCAAUUAAAUUUUGGAAAUAAAAACUACGUGACAAUU
This is a messenger RNA of Ooceraea biroi (clonal raider ant), 1088 nucleotides long. RefSeq names its product exocyst complex component secretory 8 (gene Sec8). Gene Ontology annotation, cellular component: growth cone membrane; exocyst; synapse. The record is from RefSeq and is a predicted model, not a curated record. Gene Ontology annotation, biological process: Golgi to plasma membrane transport; chemical synaptic transmission; exocytosis. NCBI's taxonomy places the organism in Eukaryota, Metazoa, Arthropoda, Insecta, Hymenoptera, Formicidae.